Messenger RNA from Eutrema salsugineum, 3964 nucleotides. RefSeq names its product DNA-directed RNA polymerases IV and V subunit 2. Gene Ontology annotation, cellular component: RNA polymerase II, core complex. The record is from RefSeq and is a predicted model, not a curated record. The transcript has 8 exons. Gene Ontology annotation, biological process: DNA-templated transcription. Bases 181 to 3690 code for a protein of 1169 amino acids. Gene Ontology annotation, molecular function: DNA-directed RNA polymerase activity; DNA binding; ribonucleoside binding. Lineage: Eukaryota; Viridiplantae; Streptophyta; Magnoliopsida; Brassicales; Brassicaceae.
CUCGUCGACUGUUUCGCUUCAACAUUGAAAAAGUGAGGAAAAAGGGGUUUUUCUUUUACACUCCGCGUCUUCAGCAUUCGAUAUUCCCGGCGACGUUUACUCUGCUCUCCAGUCUCCACCGCCACCGCCACCGCCGUUUUCCUCCAUCGUUUCGACUGAACGCAGUCUAGUGUUUGAGGUAUGACCGAAAUGGACAUUGAAGAGAUUGAGGCUGCUGGGGAGAUCGAUCUGUCUGAUCUAGGAGAACCUUUUCUCCAGAGUUUCUGCAAAAAAGCCGCGACGUCGUUCUUUGAAGAGUAUGGGCUUAUAAGUCAUCAGCUCAACUCCUACAACUUCUUCAUUCAGCACGGGCUUCAGAACGUGUUUGAAUCCUUCGGUGAGAUGGUCGUUGAGCCGUCUUUUGAUCCGACAAAGAACAAGGACGACGAGUGGAGAUACGCAACUGUGAAGUUCGGAGAAGUCAGCAUAGAGAAGCCCUCGUUCUUCUCAGAUGACAAGGAGCUUGAGUUUCUCCCAUGGCAUGCCAGGCUUCAGAACAUGACAUACUCGGCUCGGAUGAGUGUAAAUGUCGAAGUUGAGGUGUUCAUAAAAAAAGUUGUUAAAAGAGACAAGUUCAAGACGGGACAAGAUGAAUAUGUCGAGAAGCAGAUUUUACAUAAGAGAACGGAGGGUAUUCCAAUAGGCAGGAUACCCGUGAUGGUGAAAUCUCUCCUUUGCAACACAGUGGAGAAAGGAAAGAAUGGGGAAAACAACAAAAAGGGGGAUUGUGCUUUUGAUCAGGGUGGAUAUUUUGUCAUAAAGGGUGCUGAGAAGGUUUUUAUUGCUCAAGAACAGAUGUGCACAAAGAGACUUUGGAUUUCUAAUUCACCAUGGACAGUCUCUUACAGGUCCGAAAUGAAAAGACAAAGAUUCAUUGUUCGUCUGUCUGAGGAUCCAAAAGCAGAAGACUAUAAGAGAAGGGAGAAAAUACUCACUGUCUAUUUCCUCUCGACUGAGAUCCCAGUAUGGGUCCUGUUCUUUGCGCUGGGUGUUAGGUCAGACAAAGAGGCCAUUGAUCUGAUCGCUUUUGAAGGUGAUGAUGCAAGCAUUACCAACAGUCUCAUAGCUUCCAUCCAAGAAGCUGAUGCAGUUUGUGAAGCUUUUCGCCAUGGGAUCAAUGCUCUAGGAUAUGUUGAAGAGCAGAUAAGAAGCACAAAAUUCCCACCUGGCGAAAGUGUGGAUGACUGCCUGAGUCUCUAUUUGUUUCCAGGCCUCAAGAGCUUGAAGCAGAAGGCACGAUUCCUGGGAUAUAUGGUGAAGUGCCUUUUGGACGCAUAUGCUGGGAAAAGAAAAUGCGAGAAUCGAGACAGCUUCAGAAACAAGAGGAUUGAGCUAGCUGGAGAAUUGUUGGAGAGGGAGUUAAGGGUGCAUCUUGCACAUGCUAGAAGAACAAUGACCAAGGCCAUGCAGAGACACCUCACGGGUGGUGGCGAUUUGAAGCCUAUUGAGCAUUAUCUGGAUGCUUCCAUUAUCACAAAUGGGCUUAGUAGAGCCUUCUCCACCGGAGCAUGGUCUCAUCCUUUCAGGAAGAUGGAAAGGGUUUCAGGAGUUGUCGCUAAUCUUGGCCGGGCCAACCCAUUGCAGACUCUGAUUGAUCUGAGGAGAACGCGGCAGCAAGUCCUGUAUACCGGCAAGGUUGGAGAUGCUAGAUACCCGCAUCCCUCUCACUGGGGCAGAGUAUGCUUUUUGUCAACUCCAGAUGGUGAAAAUUGUGGUCUUGUAAAGAACAUGUCUCUCCUUGGACUUGUUAGCACUCAAAUUUUGGAGCCUGUGGUGGAGAAACUCUUUGCUUGUGGAAUGGAAGAGCUGGUUGACGAUACCAGUACACCACUGUGUGGGAAACAAAAAGUUCUUCUCAAUGGAGACUGGGUUGGAUUAUGUUCAGAUUCUGAAUCUUUUGUUGCGGAGUUAAAAGCCAGGCGGCGUCAAAGUGAAUUACCUCGCCAGAUGGAAAUCAAGCGAGAUCAAGAUGACAGUGAGGUGAGGAUUUUCACUGACGCUGGUAGACUACUCCGACCUCUCUUGGUUGUGGAAAAUCUCCACAAGUUGAAACAAGAUAAACCUGCACAGUAUGCCUUCGAGCAUCUUCUUGACCAAGGGAUUCUUGAGCUGAUCGGGAUUGAGGAAGAAGAAGACUGUAACACAGCAUGGGGAGUCAAACAGCUUCUGAAGGAACCUAAGAGUUACACACAUUGCGAAUUGGACCUGUCCUUCCUGUUGGGUGUGAGCUGUGCAAUUGUCCCAUUUGCUAAUCAUGAUCAUGGUAGGAGAGUUCUCUACCAGUCCCAGAAGCAUUGCCAACAAGCUAUUGGGUUCUCAUCAACGAACCCUGACACCCGCUGUGAUACGCUUUCCCAGCAGCUGUUCUAUCCCCAGAAGCCACUUUUCAAGACACUGGCGUCUGAAUGUUUACAAAAAGAAGUGCUGUUUAAUGGCCAGAACGCUAUAGUUGCUGUGAAUGUUCACCUUGGGUACAAUCAAGAGGAUUCCAUUGUCAUGAACAAGGCUUCACUGGAACGCGGUAUGUUCCGUUCGGAACAGAUCAGGAGCUACAAAGCAGAUGUUGACAGUAAGGACUCGGAGAAGAGGAAGAAGCUGGAUGAGCUGGUUCAGUUUGGAAAGACACACAGUAAAAAAGGAAGAGUAGACAGCCUUGAUGAUGACGGGUUCCCUUUUCUUGGUGCUAAUAUGCAAAGUGGCGAUAUUGUCAUUGGCAGAUGUACCGAGUCUGGGGAUGAUCACAGUGUAAAACUCAAGCACACUGAGAGAGGCAUUGUGCAAAAAGUGGUAUUAUCAUCUAAUGACGAUGGGAAGAAUUUUGCUACGGUUUCUUUGAGACAGGUUCGUUCUCCAUGUCUUGGAGAUAAAUUUUCCAGUAUGCAUGGGCAGAAGGGUGUUUUAGGCUACCUAGAGGAACAGGAGAAUUUUCCUUUCACGAUGCAAGGCAUAGUUCCUGAUAUUGUGAUAAACCCGCACGCUUUCCCUUCAAGGCAAACACCGGGCCAACUCUUGGAGGCUGCUCUCUCCAAAGGAAUAGCUUGUCCUAUGCAAAAGAAAGGCAGCUCUGAGGCAUACACCAAAUUAAUACGUCAUGCAACUCCUUUCUCCACUCCCAGUGUCAGUGAAAUCACCGACCAGCUUCACAGGGCUGGCUUUUCAAGAUGGGGAAACGAAAGGGUCUACAACGGAAGGUCAGGAGAGAUGAUGCGUUCACUCAUCUUCAUGGGGCCAACUUUCUACCAGCGACUUGUCCACAUGUCAGAGGACAAAGUCAAAUUCAGGAACACCGGACCAGUUCACCCUCUCACGCGCCAGCCAGUUGCAGACAGAAAGCGGUUUGGCGGAAUCAAGUUUGGAGAGAUGGAGCGAGACUGCCUAAUUGCUCACGGUGCUUCAGCUAAUUUGCACGAGCGUCUCUUCACUCUAAGUGAUUCCUCGCAGAUGCAUAUCUGCAGGACAUGUCAAAACGUUGCCAAUGUGAUCGAGAGGCCAGCGGAAGGUGGUGGAGGGAAGGUCAGAGGACCUUACUGUAGACUCUGCAAAUCUCCAGACCAUGUGGUUAAGGUUUAUGUGCCUUAUGGAGCUAAGCUUCUGUAUCAGGAGCUCUUCAGCAUGGGCGUCACUCUCAACUUCGACACCAGACUCUGCUGAUUUCCCUCCUUUUAUGUUUAUAUCAUCAUCAAACAAUAUGGCUUAGUGCCUUUGGACCAUGUGUAUUUGAUUCGGUUCAGGUUCAUGUUCGGAUUUGUUUUGGUUUGGUUGUUUCGGUAAGGGUUACCUGAACCGAAGCAGCCUUAUAAACCAAACUGAACGAAACUAACCAGUCCUGCUUUGAAUUGCUUCUUUUGUGAGCUUUGACUCUUAACCGUUGAUGUUUUAAUCGGUCUCAACUCUUACGGGCUUAUAAUGUUCCGGGUUUCUGUGA